CAUUAACUGUUUGGAUGGUUAUACAGUUUUUGAUCGACGAUCGGAUGAACGGUUUUCCUCAGUUCUCACCUUCAAGACACAGUCAAAGCUGUAGCAUGUACAGCCGUUUUAACAUACUGUAUGUUCACCUUGUUUAACAUUAGACAGUUACUAUAUACCUCUGCCAGCUGAAUGGAAAAACGGAAUAAAAGACAGAGUUGCACUAAGACAGUGUCCUUUGACCUUUUGUUGCCUGCCUGGUGGUUUACCAUGGAAGGCUGCCAUGAGCAUCAGUCUGUCCAAAGCUCAAACUUCGGCACAGACAGUCUGACAAAACAGAUUUCUGCAUAGUCGAUGGGUAAAAGUCGAACUGCUGAGCUGCACAGCCCGAAGAAGACUCGUCUGCAGUAGAACAUGCAAUAGAGGACCCGGCUGCAGCAUCGUAUUCAUCAUCCCUGUCAACACACACAGUCCAUUGCCCCUGACAUGGCCUCCUCCCCUGGGCUGGAUGCGGACCCGUUGCCACUGAUUCAGCUCCAGGAGGUGGACUCCAGUAAAAUCUCAGAGAGGCCGAGCUCCCCGGGGUUCCUGCCCACUGUGUACAGCCCUCCACUGGGCAUCGACAACCACACCGUCUGCAUUCCCUCUCCGUACACGGACAGUAGCCAUGAAUACAACCGCGGACAUGGACCUCUGACUUUCUACAGCCCGCCUGUGCUGAACUACACCAGACCGACCAUCAGUGAUAGCCAGUCAUCUCUGUGCCCCCCCCUCAGUCCCUCAGCCUUUUGGCCCUCCCAUAAUCACACCAACGUGCCUUCGCUGACUCUGCGCUGCCCCCAGCCUUAUGUCUACAACGAACCCAGCCCACAUGCACCCUGGUUGGAGCCCAAAAGCCACAGCAUCACCCCCGGCAGAGUCCGCGUUUCCCCUUGCAGCUCCAUCAUCAGCUGUAACAAGAUGGUGGGGAAGAGAUUAGAGGAAGGAGUGGAGGGAGUGAACUCUUCCUCGUGUGCAUCAGCAGUAGGGAAAGCCGACAUGCACUUCUGUGCCGUGUGCCAUGACUACGCCUCGGGGUACCACUAUGGCGUGUGGUCCUGCGAGGGCUGCAAGGCCUUUUUCAAGAGGAGUAUCCAAGGACACAACGACUACAUCUGCCCCGCCACAAAUCAGUGCACUAUCGACAAGAACCGACGUAAAAGCUGCCAGGCCUGCCGCCUACGUAAAUGCUACGAAGUGGGCAUGAUGAAAUGCGGUAUGAGACGUGAACGCUGCAGCUAUCGGGGAGCUCGACAUCGCCGUGGUGGACUUCAGCCUCGGGACCCAGCAGGAAGGGGCCUGGUCAGGGUGGGGCUCGGUUCUCGAGCUCAGCGGCAUCUCCACAUAGAGGUGCCUCUCGCCCCCCUCCCUCAGGUGAACCACACACACCACUCGGCCAUGAGCCCGGAGGAGUUCAUCUCCCGCAUCAUGGAGGCAGAGCCUCCAGAGAUCUACCUCAUGGAGGACCCGAAGAAGCCCUUCACCGAGGCCAGCAUGAUGAUGUCCCUCACCAACCUGGCAGACAAGGAACUGGUCCUCAUGAUCAGCUGGGCUAAAAAGAUUCCUGGCUUUUUAGAGCUGAGUCUAGCAGAUCAGAUCCACCUGCUGAAGUGCUGCUGGCUGGAGAUUCUGAUGCUGGGCCUGAUGUGGAGGUCGGUGGACCAUCCUGGAAAACUCAUCUUCUCCCCUGACUUCAAGCUCAACAGGGAGGAGGGACAGUGUGUGGAGGGCAUCAUGGAGAUUUUCGACAUGCUGCUGGCAGCCACCGCUCGCUUCCGCGAGCUGAAGCUUCGGAGGGAGGAGUACGUCUGCCUGAAGGCCAUGAUCCUCCUCAACUCCAAUCUGUGCACGACUCCCCCUCAGACGGCCGAGGAGCUGGAGAGCAGGAGCAAGCUGCUGCGUCUGCUGGACUCGGUGAUCGACGCUUUGGUCUGGGCCAUUUCCAAACUGGGCCUGUCGACCCAGCAGCAGACCCUGCGCCUCGGACACCUCACCAUGCUGCUCUCCCACAUCCGCCACGUCAGUAACAAAGGCAUGGACCACCUUUCCACCAUGAAGAGGAAGAAUGUGGUGCUGGUGUACGACCUCCUCCUGGAGAUGUUGGACGCCAACACAGCCGCCGCCAGCAGCCGCAGCAGCGGCAGCAACGGCGGCGGCAGCAGCAGCAGCAGCAGCAGCCAAAUGUCGUCCUCGCCGAACUCUGACAUUUACUCCGACCAGCACCAAUACCCGCCACCUCCGUCCCACCUGCAGCCUGACCCGGACCAGACCACCUCCCCCACCACUGUGCCUCCACGCGGACCGGCCGAAACUCCCACCCCGGUGCAUGGUGUGGUGGUGGCUCACAUGGACGGCGACGAUUACAUCCACCCGGAGCAGUGGUCACCGGAAGCGCUGGACCGGGGUCCCUCGGGGGAUCCAACACACUGCGUCAUGCCUGAGCCGGUUAUCUUGUUAACCAACCUGGAGGGGUGACGGGACUGAGAGAGGCAAACUGAGACUGAGCCUUGGCGGCUUUGCGUCCCCCAAAGACCCAAAAAAACAAAAAAACAAAACAAAACAAAAAAAGGCUUAAAAAAACCCCCAAAAAACCCCAAACAAAACAUGAAGUGCUGUUGUGAGGUAAAGCUCUUUUUCUCCUGUUGAGAUGUUUUUAGUCUUUGGGGAAAGAAGCGUUUUUGAUCGACUGUAUAUUUUGUGUGCGUAAGUAUUUCUCGUGAAUGUGCACUACGGCAGGUGUUCCUGGGAACAUCGCUGAACCUCUGCCAGUCAGUCAGUCGUGCUCUUUUUUGAUAUGCGGUAUUUGUAUCUCUCUUUUUCACCUCGGUGUCACGUCCAGAGCGAGCCGUGGACAAACCAUCCGCAGUGACGUGCAUGUGGUCAACACAGUGAAUGUCCGUCUCCAUAAGGGUCGUCAGUCAUGGGGCUAGAGACGGGCCGUGUUUCCUAUCACGACGUGGUGUCGUUUUGUUUCCUUUUUUUCCUGCCUCUCCGUCACUACUACGGUCUAGUCUGGUGUUUUGAUCCGUGCCUGUUCAUCCAAGGUUUUUCUACUCUCUUUCUACAAACCACAAGUGUCCGCGGCGUCGAGAGGCAGCGGUUUGUGGCCUUCUAACGAAACGACUGUUGAAAUGGCUUUCUCCUCUGUUCACCUGGUCAAAACUCAGGCUGAGUUUACACGGCAGGACGUGGCACAGCUCUGUUAUUUUUAUUUUAUUUGGACUGUGAGAAUUCAGUCCAGCGCACCAGCAAAACUGAGAGAACACGGUCCAAUUCAGCACAAUACACUUUAGUUGAUGACACGAUCGCUGAAACUGACGGCCUACUUGAAAAGAUAAAGUUUACGGGUUAAGUGUUAAUUAAUUACCCGGCUAACGGUGCAGGUUGUAAUUCUAACGUGUUAAACGUUACAUUGCUAAUUGCUCACGCGUUGACCUGCCGACCCCUCUGUGUAUAAGCCGUAUGUUAAGGACCUGUAGUGAGCGACGUUGCUUAUGUCCAAGCGGAAUUGAAUAAGUUGGCACCUGCAAAACGGAGGAAAACCUAAUGCUUCUUUACUGUAUGGAUGCUUCAUGUUAUACACGUAAAGUUGAGGACACGUGUAAAAACCGGUAAUUUAAGUUCUGUCGGCCUAAGCUGAACCUUUUAAAAGUAAUAUUGUGCUAAUGCUAACAUAUUAUAUGUAUACAAUACACGGUAAUGUUAUGGAAGGUCAUUCAAAAGUUAAAGCUAGUAAGUGGACUUUGAGUUGACCUGUCUAAAGCUAGUGACUGAAUUUCUUUUAGCCUGAACUUUAGUCCCGAUCGUGCCAAAUGCUGGCACAUUACCAUGCCAACUACUACAUGCCAAAUAUUAGCAUAUUACCGUCGCUAACCAUACACAAGUUGACAUGCUAAAAAAAAAAAAGCUAAGCUGCUAAAUUUAUACUAAAUAUUAGCACGUUUCAAACUGUUAAAACAUUUCUGUAUUGAUAUUUAGCAGCGAUUUAAAAUUUUGCAACAAGUUAGGCACGUGAAGAUAAAUCAAUGUUUGUUUUUGUUUUAACCUGAACUUCAUCAGUGUGCUAUUAUCAAUCUACUCACCCAGCGAAUGCAGUGCCCUUUCAAAACAAUGUAAACGCAGUAAAAUCAGCCAUUGCUCACGUGUGUAGAUAUUUUUAAUGCUUGUUUUGGACUCGCCUGUUGAGCUUUUUUCCCCCACAGCGGCCAGUUUAAACUCACAUCACACCAGCUGUAGGCGGCCAGUUCAUCAUGGUAUACCUUAGCGCAGAUAGUGACCACUGCAAACUAUUAUUUUCUCCAAAUAUAUUGAAUUCAAAACACACUUAGUGUUGUACAGUAUAUACUGUAUCCCUAACACUGAUGAGCAUUCCCUUUUUGUUAAGUGGUGAUUUAGGAAUUAAAGCUAAUCCUGCUGUGGUUCUUACAGUAGUUGACCUCGACAAAGUGCCUCAGUAAAAUGACUAAACAGAGGGAAAAAAAUGUGCCUGCAUAUUCAUAUUUGGUUUGUUUAGGUUCAGUUUUGCCUAUAAAAAAAUAUAUCCAGGCCCGUAAAUGGACAGAGUCUUGGAAGCCUCUUAUCCGACCACGUUACUUAGCACGAUGGAGCCAUCAGUGGUUCUUCCCCACUGAAUAAGCUGAAUGUGAGCGUCCUUCCAGAACUUGCCUGUUUUGUUAUUCUUGGCCUUCUCUAGGUUUGAGGAACUGUUGGCUUUAGGUCCUUAAACAAUUUGUCUUCUUACACAUGUAAAACCUCAUCCCUCGGGCUUGUUAGUUGUGGUUUCUUUGGACGAUGUUCUCAUCAACCACAACCACGGUUCUGUUGGAAGAGCAGCAGUUAAGUCACUUGGUAUGAUCCAAGUUCAAACAAACAGAGGAAUAAAUGCCGGAGAAAUUUGGAUGAACUGCCCCGAACGCACUAUUAAGAUGCUUUUUGGACAUAGUCGUGAGCUGUGCCACUUUUCUGCCGGUGUCAAUUCAGCCUUCGUGCCAGAUUGUCCACUGGUAAUAGACAGAUACAUGUUCACUAUCCUUUAUGUCCUGAUGUCUGUGGCUUGUACGUGCAUGAACACACACACACACACACACACACACACAAACAACAAAUCAGAUGACGAAAAUAUGUCUCUUGCCGGUUUUGUGCGCAACACACACAUUCACACCCCAGGCCUGGUUGAAUUCUUUGCCCUUUCAAACCUUUCAGCUCAGCCAGGAUCUUUCUCUGACCCGGCGAUACAGUCGACGUACAGCAGCAAGUCAUGGCAAACACAGUUUAUUGUCAAUCAACGACGACAAUCUACACAUCCGAUAAAUAAGUGUUCACAAAAUAAAUCAAACUUUACACACGUUUUUCUGUUGUUUUUUGUUUCUCUUCUGUUGGCCCUCUGAGCGGAGCGUGAGGCGGAGGUUGUGUCCAAAGUAGGAUCAAACUCUUGAGUUUCAAAGCAAGUGACACAAAAUCCUCUCUGUAAUAUUCAUAUUAACACAGUAAAUUAGCAACAUGUAAUGAUCUUUGAUUGUGCAUGUACACAGCUACAUUCAGUGCCCUAAGAGUCACUUACAUUCAUGUUCUACUCCAAGUCUGGCGUGUUACAGAUUUUCACACCAGUCCUUCAACUGCAUUGAAGAAGAGUGUUUCGAAGCAGCGUUCAGGUAAAUCCCACAUGUACAUCACCGACAACAAAACGUAUCCUUGAGAUAAUUCUUUGUUUUAACCUGUUUAAUGCCUGCAGGGCCUUACGUCGGGGGGGCCAACGCGGAGAACACUGGGUAAGUUCUGAACAACCUCAAAUUGUUCUUAAAGAGGUAUAGUUUAGAGUCUCCGAUGACGUUGUAGCUGUGCGUUCUCUGUUAAACAGCUGAAUGGCAGCGUUGGCGUGUGUGAGUACUGCUGGUAACUUCUUGACACUGGUCUCCAAGCCAGAGGUAAAACUGCUGCAUCAAUGUCAACCCAAAAAAAAAAAAAAAAAAUCCCUUUAAAGCCUCAUUAAGCGGUAUCUUUUCAAAUCAACUCCCAACGCUGUAGCCACACAGAGCUUUUAGACACCAGUCUUUGUUUUGCGGCUGAACGUAGCUCGGAUGGGUGAAUAGCCAGUCCAAGCGUAGCUCCCUGUCCCAGCACCAAAAGGCAGAUGACCAGACUUAGCUACUAGUGAAGAGAGCGGAACAUCGGUCUUAAGAGCCAGAUGUUUUUUUUUUCAGGAAUUAGAGACCAUGACUCCAGCAGGAUGAUAAUGUUGCUCUGUGUCUGCUAAAGAGGCUUUUAUGCCACUAGGUUAGCUAAAAGCACUUGAUUAGCUAUUGCCAGAUCACAGUUGUGUUUAGAGGCUUUCUGCCCCCAAGUGGUCAAAAACAAAAAUCGCUUAAUGCAGCUCUAAUCUGAGGAUCUGCGCCUCUUUGCAAAACAACUUCCCAACCACCUGCUGUAAAGUUUAGAGGGUCAUAGGAAAAUGUGUCGGGUCAUUUAGAAAGGGAGCGCCGAGCUUCAUCUUUAUGGCCACCACAGCAAUAGGAUUGUGAAAUUCUUUUAUGUUGUGUGGUUGUGGCACUCAAACUGUUGCCCCGUGUGCAGUUCAUCUGAUAAGCCCUCGGUGCCACACUCAAACACGCAUUCAUACACAAAAGCAAUCAUUGAUUUACCUGUUUCUAUCUCAGUAGUUUGCCUUAUAUACAAACUUUAAUUAAUGACGCCAUUAAAAAGUCCAUUGUUAUCUGAACUGUUAUAUUUCUGUUGGCUAAAGAAAGGCAUGUCUGCAGAGGAGUCACUGCCAUCGUUUGGAAAAAAAAAAAAAAAAAGUCAUAGCUAACGUAUCUUAAAUACCUUAAACAACAACACACCUUUCAUUUCUGUACAAAAUGUGCUAUCAACAAGUGGCUUCCUUCUAUGAAAAACAGUUCAAAUAGCUGCAGUGGUAGAAAAUGGCUGCCGUACUUCUCGGCUUCUGGAUGCUUUGGUAAUAACUGUCCUUCAAAUUCGAUACCACAGGCUGUUGUGAACGUACAAAAUAUAGAUAUCAAAAUAAAUCUUCAGAGUUUUUUUUUUUUGUUCCUUUGCACCGUAUAUUGAAGAUGUUCGAUGGGGACGUUA
Xiphias gladius (swordfish) is the source of this 7104-nucleotide messenger RNA. It is a transcript of the gene esr2b, whose product is annotated as estrogen receptor 2b. Gene Ontology annotation, biological process: regulation of DNA-templated transcription; estrogen receptor signaling pathway; cellular response to estradiol stimulus. The record is from RefSeq and is a predicted model, not a curated record. Bases 466 to 2493 code for a protein of 675 amino acids. Gene Ontology annotation, cellular component: nucleus. The transcript is spliced from 10 exons. Gene Ontology annotation, molecular function: sequence-specific DNA binding; steroid binding; nuclear estrogen receptor activity. Lineage: Eukaryota; Metazoa; Chordata; Actinopteri; Istiophoriformes; Xiphiidae.